Cyphellophora attinorum is the source of this 1143-nucleotide messenger RNA. RefSeq lists its product as uncharacterized. Bases 1 to 1143 code for a protein of 380 amino acids. The record is from RefSeq and is a predicted model, not a curated record. Lineage: Eukaryota; Fungi; Ascomycota; Eurotiomycetes; Chaetothyriales; Cyphellophoraceae. The transcript has a single exon.
AUGCGCUUACUCGGUACACUUGUCGCCGUUGCGCUGGCGUCUGGCGCAAAAGCUGGACUCAUGUCGCCAAUUGUUAUCAUUAACACCUCCCCCACAGACGUCGUAGUUGACAUGUCUCUGGGUCAGAGCUGUAUCUACACCUCCUUCAACAAUGAUCAACUGGAGUGGUACUACCGAGCUUGGCAGAGCACAGAUUUGGCGCAUGAUUGGGUCACAAUAGGAGGUGAUGGCGGCCCCCUUCAAGCCCAGAAUGUGGUCAUAUUUCGUCAGCUUGAUGACUAUCUUCAAACGUUCAAGCGUCGCUUCGGUAUCUGGGACAUGCGUGAAGGAUUACAAUCGUCGUCUAAGAUAAGUAUUUUGCCGGGUUUGGACGCAGCGAACCUUGACAGGACUCCCUUCUCUGUCCACCAGGUCGAAAUGAGAAGCUCGGCGGAGUGCUUGGGAAGGGACUCAUGGAAAAGAUUUGAUCUGAUUGUUGGAGAGGAACGUCAGCAAUACGAGCUGCGAGAUCCGGCAUUGUCCGCUUGGGAAGUCCGCAAAAUUAACGACGACGGUACCAACCAAUUUGUUGUCAAUAUCGGUAGCGGAGGUUAUAUAUCCAUCAAGGCGGUCCUGCGCCUUGUUUUGGAGCAAACAAUAGCAGCAGUGCAGAUCGUCGGAAUGUUUGCAAUACUCAAGGCUCAUUUCAUGAUUCGUCGCAUCACCUCGCAGCCAGACUGGGACGGCGGCUACCAAUGGAAUCUUCUCAACAGGCUUAUCGAAAAGUCGAUGUUGGGGGUACCCAUACGGUAUGGAACAAUCCUGCUGGGCUUGAGUCAAACGAAUCCAGGCAAUAAGAACCUUGAUCCAACAAUCACUUGGAGGGAUGACGACCCCGUUACCAGACAAUUGGGCCUGCCUGAUGCUGGGGUCAUCUCAGACAACGGCACCCUGUCUUUGGCUUUGUUGGACUUCGAUGCCAUAUACCGCGAUAUCAGUGUCUCAGAUCGCAAUGCGUGUCUUUCAAGAAAGAAAGGGAUCGACGGCACGGCGUGCCGAGUGGCAGGCACAUCGCUUCUGAUUCAACCAGAUGGUACUGUUUUGCUGCUUCCGUUGCCAGGCAUCGAGACUAUGCCAGACGCACUCCAGAGAGUCUGGGGCUGA